AUUGCUUUCAUGGAUGUAGCCAGUGCAUAAGACAAAGUGCCGACGAAUGCUCCAAAGCAAUUUCAAGGCUUUUUCUGGACGUAUUAUGACUCGUUAUCAUUUCAAGUGACGAGAUUAGGCGUUUGACUGUACUGUGCAUUGACAAAGUCGUCAGCUUGAUAUUGUUUUAGGGACAUGGCCUCCUGAUUUUUAUUGUUCCCGGCAAAAACGGUUCUAGUCGUCAUCUAACUGUCUGAAUAAUUGUUCAUGUUUCUCCAGUUUUUGACUUUGAUCGAUGGAUCUCGAACUAUAUCAAGCUGUGAUCCAGGGAAAUGACAAGUUUCUCGAGGAUCUCAGCAACGCGGGCUCGUGUGAUGUGUUGCAGGUUACCUCUGGUCACAAGAACACUAUCCUCCACGUUGCAGCAAAGUGUGGCGGGAUACAGACAGCAGAGAAGAUCAUUGGUUUAUUCCCAGGCCUUCUUCACCAGACGAAUUCCAAAGGUGACUCACCGUUACAUGUUGCAGCGAGGUUAGGCCGCCUUGAAAUGAUUCAGCUGCUGGUGAACUGUGCUAAACUUGUGGAAAUUGAAGUGGGGAAGGAGCUGCUACGGAUGGAGAAUGUGGACAAGGACACGGCUCUCCAUGUAGCUGUGCGGAAUGGGCACUUUGAGGUUGUGAGUUUGUUAAUUAGUGAAGAUCCCGAGUUGACUCUAAUGCUGAAUGCUGCUGCCGAGUCUUCUCUUUUUCUGGCUGUGGAUCGCAAGUUCUACGCAAUUGCUCAGCGUAUUCUUGAAACUGUUCCUUCGUGUUGCUAUGGAGGAAGGGAUGACAUGAAUGUUCUACAUGCAGCUAUUAUAAGAGCCGAUCGGAGGUUUCUGCUCAUGGAUGCAGUGGCCAACAUCAUGACUUUCUGUUCUGUAGCUUUAAUCAUGUUCAUUAACAUACUCCUUCCCUCCGCUUUCAAACUUAGUUACUUCAAUUUUAGACGAUCUUGCAGCUUCGCUUACAUUGGAGCAGAUUUCUUGCAAGAGCUGCUGAAAAGAAACCCUUCCCUGUCCAGCGAAGCAGAUAAACGAGGAUGGAUCCCACUUCAUUAUGCUGCCUAUUCGGGCAAUGCGGAAGUCGUUCAACUCUUACUUCAAACAGACGCCUCACUUGCUUACGUGAAGGACAAGCAUGGGAUGUCCGCUCUCCAUCUCUCAGCUCAAUCAGGCCAUGUGGAAGUGGCGCAGAAGAUCACUGCAUUAUGCCCUGACACCUCCGAAUUGCUCGACAAUCGGUGUCGAACUGCUCUACACGUCGCAGCAGAGAGUGGGAGAAGGAACGUAGUCAAGUUUCUCCUGAAGGAGCAGUGUUUCUGCGAUCUCAUGAAUGAACAGGAUGAAGCUGGAGACACACCUCUGCACAUCGCAGCAGCUCAACAACAUGCCGAAGUUCACUUGCUUCUGGCCAGCGACCCUAGAGUGGACAGAGCCGGACUGACCGCCUCCGACAUGGCUCCCCUGCCGCUGGCUAGCAUUGCAGAAUCCGAAGAAAGCAUCAAACACAAUGAUGUUGGACUGUAUUCGAUCUCGAGGCUAAGUGGAAGUGUCAACCUCGUCGUGGCAACAGCGAUUGCAGCCGUAACGUUUGCAGCAAUCUUCACCAUCAUGAUGAUGGGAGGCACGAGAAUGCUGAGAAGGAAGCCGGGUUUCCAACUGUACGUGAUGGCCAACUCCCUGGCGUUUGGUCUGUCGACUGCGUCGAUGUUUGUCUACAUAGUGGGGUUGUUGGGAGCUGGACGGAGGAGGGAUUGCGCAGCCGUGGCAGUGAAGUUGUCGAACUACGCGGAGUUGUUCGGCGAAUGGUCGGUUUACGGGAUGGUGGUGGCGUUUGCUGCGGGGACGGCGGUGGUGUGUGGCGGUGAAGAGCUGGCGGUGUUCGCCGUUGCUUCUGUAGCAACUGGGUGUUGUUGUUUCCUUUUGGGGCCUUUGGUUUAUGGUUUAACCUUUCACGGCGGUGUGUGAUCGACUUGGAAGUAGAAGUAGAAGAAGGGUUUCAGAUUCAUGUGUGUAAGUUGUGUAUCUUUAAUAAAUCUACGAAAUUUAACAGAAAUUAUGUGUUCC
Messenger RNA from Linum tenue, 2086 nucleotides. The record is from the annotation of a GenBank genome assembly. Lineage: Eukaryota; Viridiplantae; Streptophyta; Magnoliopsida; Malpighiales; Linaceae.